AUAUUGAAAGGCUCAGCCGCACCCACAUGUCUUAGGGACCCAACAGGAGAAAGAGGCUUGCGUUGUAAAGCCCCGCCUACUCGAGUUCCUCUUUGAAAGUACCCGCGUUCCCUCUCGGCAGUGAGUGAGUUUGACUGGGCUGUGGUCCAAUCAAGAUGGCGGAAAAAUCAGGGCUUUUCCAUUCGGAGGAUCCUAAGGUGUGGCAGAGAACGUCCGACCUUUACUGGGAUGUAAUUGAGGCCAAAGGCACCAAGAAAAAGAAACUCAUAUCAUUGGAUAAAUGGUACCAGGAGCAACUGCCACCCUGCAUAGCUGCCCGUCCUCAGAAACACUUAACCCGGGAAGAGCUGGUGAAGCUGAUGGAGUGGAAGCUGACUAGGGGAAAGUUCCGCCCCCGCUUGCAGCAGCUGGUGGCAUCCAAUCCUGAUGGGGCUGUGGAGACCUGCACUGGUAAAGCUUUUGAACUCCUGCCUGACGUUUCUGCUGCAAUCAAUGAGCUGUGCCAGCUGAAGGGCAUCGGUCCUGCUACGGCUUCUGCGGUGCUGGCAGCAGGGGCCCCAGAGCUGACUGCUUUUAUGGCAGAUGAAGCAGUAGAGAGUAUCCCUGGACUGACACCGGUGCAGUAUACACUCAAGCAUUACCUGCGAUACUUAGAGGAGUUACAAAGAAAAGCAGCAGCACUGAGCCAAGCAUCCAGUGAUAAAUGGACACCUCACCGAGUUGAACUGUGUCUGUGGACCUGGGAGGUUGCACAGAAGCUCUGUCCCAAUCUCUUGGUGUCUCUGGAAAGUGGGGAAGUUGAGGGGAGGCCCAAAAAAAAAUUGAAGACAAAGUGAUGGCAUGUGGCAACCUAUGUUCUUAAAUAUCUUACCCAAAUAUUUUCUUGCCUUCAGACUGGGCCCUGUAGCCAGUUCUAUCAUUCACCUGUACUUCAUGCGGCUGCUCUUGUUCAUCUUUCCAUGAUUUCUCGAAAGGAAUAUUCAUUCAGUUUAAAAGCUGGGUGUAGUUGCCAUUCAUUUUCAUUUACUAACUAGUACUAAGGAUACACCAAGUCCAUUAUUUUGGAUCUAUCAUGAAGAAUU
Messenger RNA from Xenopus laevis (African clawed frog), 1082 nucleotides. RefSeq lists its product as uncharacterized. The record is from RefSeq and is a predicted model, not a curated record. Bases 156 to 836 code for a protein of 226 amino acids. Lineage: Eukaryota; Metazoa; Chordata; Amphibia; Anura; Pipidae. The transcript is spliced from 6 exons.